GACUGGCAGACAAUGACAAAGACAGUUGGAUAACCAAUAGCAACGACAGACAAUUAUAAAGAUCAACGGCACACAUACAAGCAUUGAAAAACUGCUAGGUAACAACAAAGGACAACGAACAAUAAAAAAAUAAACAUGUAAGUGUAGAAAUCAGUGAUAAAGUGUGAUGUUACGAAAAUGAAAUAACCAAUGACAGUAAUGCAACAGGAAACCACAAAGGAAGAGAAGCCUGCUUACAGACAACAUUGCUUGCCUUAUACUGCAACAUUGCUAGGUUUGGAUUUGUUGGACCAGUGGUCCACACACAACGUACCCACUUUUUUAAAGAAAGCUGUAGAAUUGAUUUAGAUAGUUUGAGGAAACCUCUUGCUUAAAUUAGGCAAGGUUUGAAAUAAUCGCACCUACUUUACUUAGAUAUUUUAAAAAUAUCCUUUUGUUGAGGACCUAUGGUUGUCUGCUUUAUUAAAUGUAGUAAAUGCAAUAUUUUAACCCUAUUCUAUUUCAUUCGAUUCUCACUCAAUCUAUAGAUUAAAUCCUGCAGUGUUAAUCAACUUUCCUAUAUGACCUAAAGUGAUAUUGGAGAGUGUCUUUAUCACGUUGGCUGUUUACAUAAGCACGUGCUUACAUGUCCCCACUCUGGUGACUGAAGUGGGGCAGCAGUACGUGUAAAAAACCCGUGAUGCCAAGCUUGGAGGAUGAAAAAAAAAAUCUCGUUGACAGUUUUCACGCUGUAAUGUUUUGCAUAGCAACAGCACCUCCCCCAUCCCGCAGCCUAGGGAGUAUCUGCAAGUUACCCACUUGCCACAAAACCGACAACACCGUCCGGUUAUGUUACAAACGAAGCUGUCAAAUAAAAUCCCGACGUACGUUUAUGAUCGUGUGAGUGGCGAUGCGUCAGCUCUGACAUCGGAGGGCACGUUCUGGGCUCAAAGACAGGGUAAAUUAAGUUUCUGUGCGAGACCGAAACGGUUAAUCUCUCUUCUCCCGGAAAGGGCGAAGUCUGCACAGCAACAAGCGCCAUGAUUGCGUUGCAGUGUGCGUCUUCCUCAGCAGCUGGACGCCAUGGAGCAGCUGGAAGAGGAACUGACGUGCCCCAUCUGCUGCUGCCUUUUUGAUGACCCGCGCGUUCUGCUGUGCUCACACAGUUUCUGCAAAAAAUGCCUGGAGGGACUCUUGGAGGGACACAGAGGUCCGAUUUUUAGGACUCCGUUCAAAUGCCCCACAUGCCGCAAAGAAUCGCCACACAACGGCGCCAACAGCCUGCAGAUCAACUACUCACUGCGCGACAUAGUGGAGAAGUACAGCAAAAUAAGGGUCCUACCCAAAAUGCCCUCUUGCGCGCAGCACUGCGGCCAGCCUCUGAAUAUGUUUUGCGCUACAGACUUAAAACUUAUCUGCGGGUUCUGCGCAACGACAGAUGAUCACAAGGGGCACAGAUUCUGUUCAUUGGAGGAUGCGUACGAGCAGGAAAAGGCAGCGUUCGAGGAGCUGCUGCGCGGUGUGGAGAGCUGGCGCAGCGCCGACAUGUUGUCCUGCCUGGAGACACUUCAGAGCAGCAGAAAGAAGGCUCUUCAGUCCGUCACCAAAGAUGCUGAGAAGGUGACCGAAUACUUUGACAAACUCAUCGGCGCUCUUGAAUCUAAAAAGAACGAGAUCCUGUCCGAUGUGGAGACGGUGAAGCUGGUGGUGAUGCAGGCGUACGACCCGGAGAUCAGUAAACUGAGCGCAGCGCUGGAGGAGCAGAGACGCGCUCUGAGCAUCGCAGACUCCUUCAGGAGCGUUUCGGACCCGUCGUGUUUCCUGCAGCAGAUGCAGGAGUUUCGGGAGAAGUUUCGCGUACUGCAGGAGACCACGUUACCCCCCAAAAAGGAGAUGGACGUCGGUCCUCUGGUGCGUAAUUUUGACGUGAAAAAGUGGGACUCCCUGAGGUUGAGGGAGGUGGACAAGAUCUCCGUGCCACACGAGAACGGCUCCUACAGAGUGGGAGAUUCACGCAGGGCAUCAGCUCCGAAGUGGAUCGUCGUCUUUAUGAUGAGUCUGCUGCUUUCAACUCUCCUGCUGCUGCUGAGAUGGCACAAUGACCUGACAGCACACAUGAAACCGCAUCUAACUACAGCCUCCGUGCACCUCAGCCACACUACCGACUACCUGCAGGGACUGACAUCCAUGUGCACGGGGUUAAUCACUGCAGAGAUGCGCCACACCACGAUGAUUGACAGAUCUGCUGCUACUGAACGUGUGGACCACGGAUCUUCUUCUCUUUCUAAAGCCUUUUCUCGACUCUUCAUCGCCUGUGGAGCCGGAGAAUCAAAAGAAAUCCUCGUCGGUUUCUUCUGGACUACUGUUGUGGCAUGAGAGAUAGAAUAAAAUCAAAGACAUUUUUUUCUCCUGUGGUACAAUCCCUUGUUAAGUUUUAUACUUUUACCACUACGAUCUUCAAUAAACACAACUGAAACACUCCAAACACCCCCACGUUCGUUUUUGUGUCCCUUUGAUGCGGCUAAAAUAGUUAAUAAGUAACAAAUCAGUGCCUAACUUCAUUAGAUGAUGAAUGUAGUGUGUAAUCCGUGCGUGGCCUUGUCUCUACACAUGGGCAUUUGUGUGCCAGAGUCGUAAUUCAAGGUUACGAACGUUGCAUAACUCUUCGGCAGCCUGCUGACACAAUGACAGGAGAAAUAAUUACGUAACAGACAAGCGCGUUAUCAACACAAGCAAUUGGCAACGUGAUUUCCAUGCGCGCGAGAGCAUUCACUGACGCUGCAUUUCGCAUUCCCUGCACGACUUCAGGAGGUAACAUCUGCAGGCUCCCAAAUUAGAAAUGCUGAGUUGGCAGAAUUUAUCUGAUGCGCAUCUUCAUUCAGAACUUGCCUGAAAGAAUUAAAUCCAAAGCAACACAAUUAGUCAAAUAAUACGUCUGAUUUGUGCGCUGUCAGUGCCACUUAUUUCUCCUUUCUCUCUCACCAACAAAGGCCUAUAUUUAGACACCACUCUGCUCUGCGCCAGUAGUUUUAAGUGCGCAGUAAAAGUCUUGAAUAGGCAUGAAAUAGGACGUAAUUGGAUUGUGAGACUCGGGAUUUUAAGAAAGGACAAAUAAAUAAUUUAUGUUUCCUGGUAAUAUUGUAAAUCCAUACUUCGUCGUUUCUAGGUGCUUAGGACUUGUGUGUGUGUGUGUGUAGAAGAUGGUUUUCCUCUCAUCCAGAGGUACGUCUGUUCAUCCAUCGAUCUUCUAGGCCCAAAUCCUGUUAAAGCACUGUACUGUGGUCCAACUCUUGACCUGCGCUGCGAGACAUCACGACUUUCUGUACACGCUUAUACACUGAAGCAGCCCAUCAGAAGAAUCCUACAGGACAGGAGUAAAGAGUAUUUUAAACAAUUCAUGCAAUGCCAUUAACACGACUAAAGGCAUUAAAACAUUUAAAGAAACAAAAGAGAACUUUACAAUGGCCUUAUUUUCCAAAUGCGUGAAUCAGUGUAAAAACGUCUCAUUCGUUUGGCAAAGUUCUCGAUCCAUUCUCCUGAGCAAAGCAAGCAUUAAUACACUAAAUCAGCAAAACCAACUUAUCAGACUAGAAAGAAGGCUGAAAGUCGAUUCAGGUCAAGAUACCCGUGCGCGCGCACGCACUCACAUACUGCUCGUGCGAGAGACCUCUGUAACCAUGCAGCAUAUAGAGGAACAUUAAAAUUAAUUCCAAAAACCCCUUUAAACUAAGACUUACAAUUAGUCUAAAAAUAACAGAAAAGCCUACCUAGAAAAAAGACCUUUCUGGAAAUUGGUUGCCGGACUGAUAACUCACAGCGAUGUUUAAGACCAAAAUGUACAUACAUUAAAAAUAUACAUUACACAAAGUAUAGCAGUGACUGAAACAAAAGUAGAAUACAAUCCUCUUAAUAUAUCAAAAUAUAUUUUUGAUGAAGUCCCGUAAUUACCCUGACGCGCAUCGUGAUUGUGGGGAUUUUACGGUAAAUUAGAGUAAAAAAUAACUAUUUAGCAAGCUUCCUGUAUUUUGCAAAAGCAUCGAGGUAUUUACCAUUCAUUAACAUACACGUGUGUGUGUGUGUGUGUGAGAGAGAAAACAAUUGCUUAUACUGCUUAUAUCCUCGGGACUAUCUGUUUUAUAUAAGUAACGGUUAAUCGCAGUAUUUAUUGAAAUAUAAUGAAAUAAAAAUGAAUAUAAGCGAUCAACAGCCGGGAAAACAAUAGCUAUAUCAAUAAUCCCAACUGCUUUAAGUAAGAUAAGUGUGUGUAUGCGUGUAUGAAAUAAAUGAUAAUUUUAAUAUAUGCGAUUAAAACCAAAGUACUGUAUAAAAAUAUAUUUUUAAAAAGGUCUGAUAAAUUUUAUAAAAUCAAUUUUGUCACCGUGCCAGAGUCAAAAUGUGUAAUUAUAUAUAUAUAUAUAUAUAUUUAAGUCAGUUAUUUUAACCAUGUUAUUUUACCGCUUCGCAGGAAACCCUUUUUCUCACCCACAACCCCCCAAAAAAUGUGAACGAUAAGUUACAUAAAUGUAGAAACACCAAUAAAGGCCCACAAGGCCAAGAUGAAAGGAAAUACAAAUACAAAAAAGUAAAACCAGGGCUAAAUAUACAGUAUAAUAUAUAUAUAAGCAGGCGAUCGUGAAUUACAAACAAAAAACGUUUAUUAUACAUACGAUAUCAAUACAUCGCGCAUUAUUUAAAAAGUGCAACGCAAACUCCUCAAACUAUUCGGGCAGUGUAUUGAACCGGGGUUAGAACCAAAUUUUAAAGAUAAAAAAAAAAGACCCACGAUCAUAUAAUUUAUUGUAAACGUUGGUAGAAAAACGUGAAUGUGUACAGACGUUCAUCUGUGAGACAAAACAACACAGCAGACAUUCGACCACGGCACCAGUGUUUUAAAAGCGAUCUUAUAAACAAGAGGCUUUAACAUUGUGACGUUCGUUAAAACCAGUGGAUUAUAGCGCGUUAAAUUCUACAGGUUCAAGUAAGGCGGACGCGUCGUUAUGGCAACGAUUAAUUUAAAUCUAGAUUUCUUCCUAUAAGUCCGGCCUGAUCCGAGCAGAAAAUGCGUUCUUAUUGUUGUCAAGAGAACUCACACACCGACCUACACGAAGUCAACAUUUUUAGGAACUCAACUCUUAACAUUUUAAGGUGUAAUUUACAGUAUAGAGGGGGCGGCGUUAAUCCACCGUAAACCAGUUCGUCACAAACACACAUCUCCGAUGAGGUCGGAAACCACGAGGCCACGCAGGCCAUAAAGUGCGUGAUUUUUCUUGCGUGAACCUUGUCAAAAUUUCCUUUGACCCGAAAAGUAAACAAAACAACAUAUAAUGCAAAAAAAAGUCCAGUCUGUCGGCCAUGUUCAAAUAAAAUCACAUUACCGGUCAACACUUUUUAUUUUUGCGAACACAUUUCAACAUAAAAAACACAAAAUGACGACUGAAAUUCAAAUCAAUUUACCUGUGAUGGUUAGACAGAGUUUGCACUGACAGCGAGUGGUGAGCUUUGCUUCAGCAGCACGAUCAAUACUGGAGACUUGGGCUAGAGUCUUAACUCCAAUAUUUACGUGCUGCUAUAGCACAGCCACCAGAUUGAUCAUAUAAACAAACAAAAAAAGUACCGUUUACAACAUAAAUUCAACUUUGACUCAAAACAAAAUAGUGUACAGAAAGUUGAUGUCUGCGUAGUAAUGGUCUGGUUUUGCUGCUGCAGCACAGUAUGGCCUGCAUCUCUGUGUAACUCACAAACCAUUCCGUGCUGCUACAGCAUCACCAGAAGUACAGCCUGUGCUGCUCCAUGUCUAAAAAAAAAAAACCAAACAAAAAAAACAAAACAUAACAAAAAAAAAACAACAACAACAAAAAAAAUAUUCUUUUCAACGUUGUGUUGUAAAUCAAUGCAUCCUUCAGCAGCAGUUGUACUGUUUUCCUUAAGGGGACAGAUGAUCUUGAACAUCGUUGGUCUGCUCUGCAACCAGUUUGUCUCUAUAAAAAAAAAGAAAAAAAAAAGAAAAAAAUCAACUUUAAUUUUCAUUGUUAAUAGUUAAUGAACUGACAUCACUACAUAUUCAAUAUUUAUUACUGUAUCUGAGACAAUUCAGCCAAAGUGUGAGAUUGGACAUGGACAUGCGAUCAGAUCAGUGUCCAUCUGUAUUCAGCUGAUAGUCUUUCACUUUCUUCUAUGACCACAAAACCAUUUCUUUAUGGAUUGUGGUGACUGCAUGGAAAAAACCGUGACACAUUAGUGGACAUUACCACAGAGCUGCACUGGAAAAGCACCGUCUACAUACAGUCACGGGCUAUGUGAAGAGGGUGUUCUCAUGACCUGCUACUGAAAAUACAAAUCAAAAUUUAACAUUUGUAUUGUAUGAGUUUGCAAAAAACAACACCCCCACUGUGAUCUGUAUGACAGACUUAGACCAAAGAUAGAAUUCCACCAUAAUAUGGCAUUAUGGUAUGUUUCAAUUGUUCUCCAAAUGAAAACGUGUUUGUGGCAGAAAGAUUGUCAAUUAAACUCUGAUGUGUUGGAGGUAAAAACUAACCUUACUAUCAACCACUAAAUACAUUUUCUGUUGAAAAAAAUAUAUAUAAAAAAAUUUGAAAAAAUAUCCAAAAAACGUUCCCCUAACACGUGAAGCUGUGUGACCCCUAAAUACUAAACAUUUACAUAACGCAACCCAAAACAAAACUACCAUGAGAAUGGGCCCUGAUUGUUUUGCCACUAGAGGUCUCAAUGGACCUGUAAUCAUGACCUUAAUCUGAAAUGGAGCAGGCAACGACAAACAUACAGCAUUAGGAUCAAGACAAUCAACCAUUAAUAAGAUUCAAUGAAGCCUAGAAGGACUGAGACAUAUCUUUUACUUUAUGUGCAUAAAGAAAUGUAACAGGUAUGAAGUUACACCCUUUUACCAUCACAUUUGUAAUUUAAGGAAGCUACAAAUUUGGAUCUUCAGCACCAACCAAAAUAUGUAUGUGUGUGUACUUUUCAGAGUUAAAAAAAACAGUAAAAAGGGUCGUAUGAAUAUAGCUCAUAUCUUGUUCCUUUCAACAUUUUUUGUCCCUUUAACACUUAAUGGUAAUUACCAAACCUUCACUUGGUUAACUAAUUUACCGUAACUACGUUAACAAUUAUAUUUAGUAUGAAAAGAAAAACCUAUGCAGGGCACGAUAUACUUAUUUGACAUUUUAUAGCUAGUCAUUUAGUGGGACUAUUAAAAAUAGGGUUUCCCCUGAAUGUUAUUACUCUAAUAUUUGUGAUAAACUGCAAUUGAGCUCACAGAUGCAGGUAAUUUAUGGUGACACAAGUGGAGAAAAGUUAAAUAAAAAUGUAUGUGCUUUAAAAUAAAUAAAUAAAUACAAACACAACUGGAGCUCAAUCGCUGCUUUAAAUCCAAACAUUGGUCAGAAUGUGGUAGGUUCUCUAGUGCAUGAUAUCUGCUCUGUCUCUUAUAACCUGGUGUAACAAAGAAUAGAGGCAGAAAGUAAAAAUACUGAUAAAACAAUGAGAAAAAAAAAUACACACACAUACACAAAAAAUAUAUAAAAAUUUAAGAACAUGGUGGCACAUUCUGGGUUAAGCCUGUUGGAAGAUUUUUGUGCAUAUGGUAUUUACAUUAAAAGAUCUAUGUUUUACAAAUUACACUUAAAUUGAGAAGAACAUUAUAAAACUAUAUUAUUAUUUUUAGAGGCUGUAUAAUAACUGUCCUGUAUUUAUGAGCCACAAAGAAAAGCAUGAAACAGAUGAACAUAGGUUUUCAAAGAUAAAAUAUUUAACCUUUCAUUUACUUGUCUUGUGUCAUUUCUGCAUUCUUCCCUGGGCCUAUUUACUCAUUUUGAGGCAUUGCCAGAUGAAUCUACCCACAACAAACAACAAACAAGUCAUUUUACUUUUCAUCAUACAUACAAAUAGAAAAACCAAACAAACAGCAACUAAGGUAAGUUGUGUAUCAUAUAUUAUUCACAUGUAAAUGCCAUUUCAAGUCCAAGUAGAAUUGUUCACAUCAAGGACGCUAACCUCUCCCUUAUUUUUCCUCACUUUCCUUUAGGGCAGCACAUGCCUGGACAUGUCACCUUCACUGCUGAGCCUUUUUAACCCCUUGCUGCAACAUUUGCUCCCUAAACAAUGGCCUCAAAGAGUCACCUGACCCCAGGGGUGAAGGGUCAAGUAACCUCCUACACCCUGAUGGGUCCAAGGACCAGGACAUGACAGGCCGUCAGUAACCAAGGAUCAAGUGGUCUGGCCUGGCCGAUUUGGCCUGUGUCCCCAGGUCUUCUGCCUGCAUGAGCACAAACUAAAGAAGAUGGCCAAUGACAACCAAGGCUGUGGAAAGGGAGUAGCUUUGAAUGGCAAUUACGUCUAUCCUCAAACACACAUCUAUGCAAAUACAAGUGCGUCACUGAGUAUAUAAUGCUCUCCAUCUUAAACUGACCAAGUAUAGAAUGGUUACUGGAAGACAAAGAACAAAGCCACAAAGACCAACAGAAAAUAUUUUGAAAGAAAAGCCCAACUAACAUCUGUUUUAAAAUCUGCAAUGUAGCAAACAUUUUCGCACACGAUUAAUUAACAGUUCAUCACUUGUCACAUUUAAGCCCAGUUAUUACUCCAGCCAAAUCAUAGUUGUGUUUGGCAAGACACAACACGCAGUAAAAAUAUACUACAUUCACAACUCAAGAGGGUGUGACAAUUUUUUUAAUCACAUACUCAACAGCAUGUGAUCUCGGCACUACUACACACUAAUACAAAACCAGUUCUUCCAUAUUAACAAAGCAGUUAUUCGCGAUUAUCUGACAGUCUGAGAAAUAAGAAAAGAAAAGAAAAGAAAAACAACAACAAAAAAAACACCCUAAUAAUUUGGAAGGGGGUUGCAAGAGUAAUAAUGAUCCUGAAGGUAGUAAAUGACCUGAUGCUUCAAUAUAUAAGGCAGUGUUGUAUUUCAACAUGCACACAUACCACUAGUGUAAUGGUUUGUGGUAAUCCCAGAAAAGCUUUUUACGUUUGCACACCCUUCCAAACAUGUCCUGCCGAGAAGGAAGACAGAGUGGGAAUCCCGAGAAGCUGUGGCCACAUUGCGUCAAACAAAUUACAGAAGAACUCCAGAGAAAUGUGGAAUAAAUGUGCCCGGGAUGGACAUGUGAAGAAAUAUACUCAGAAGACAUUAUUGGCAGAUAUGCGAGUGUGACUUCUGAGUCAUUUUCACUCUCCACAGGUACACACAAAACUCUUGACUGACUGGCGGGUGUGUUAUUGCAACUUUUUCUACUCGAUGUACACAAUAAAUUCACCAAUAAAAUAUAUCUGUAACGCUGGGGGAGAAAAAUAAAA
Cynoglossus semilaevis (tongue sole) is the source of this 9294-nucleotide messenger RNA. It is a transcript of the gene trim13, whose product is annotated as tripartite motif containing 13. Gene Ontology annotation, molecular function: zinc ion binding; ubiquitin protein ligase activity. The coding region runs from base 1063 to 2355 and encodes 430 amino acids. Lineage: Eukaryota; Metazoa; Chordata; Actinopteri; Pleuronectiformes; Cynoglossidae. Gene Ontology annotation, biological process: protein monoubiquitination. The transcript has 3 exons. The record is from RefSeq and is a predicted model, not a curated record.